CCUCGGCGAGAUGGGGUUCUCUAACUCUCCCCUCUCUCUCUUUCAGUGAAAGAAUUCUUAGCCAAAGCCAAAGAAGAUUUUCUUAAAAAAUGGGAAAGUCCCGCUCAGAACACAGCCCACUUGGAUCACUUUGAACGAAUCAAGACCCUCGGCACGGGCUCCUUCGGGCGGGUGAUGCUGGUGAAACACAAGGAGACCGGGAACCACUAUGCCAUGAAGAUCCUCGAUAAACAGAAGGUGGUAAAGCUGAAACAGAUCGAACAUACCCUGAAUGAAAAGCGCAUCCUGCAAGCCGUCAACUUUCCGUUCCUCGUCAGACUUGAGUUCUCCUUCAAGGACAACUCAAACUUAUACAUGGUCAUGGAGUACGUGCCUGGCGGGGAGAUGUUCUCACACCUACGGCGGAUUGGAAGGUUCAGUGAGCCCCAUGCCCGUUUCUACGCGGCCCAGAUCGUCCUGACCUUCGAAUAUCUGCACUCGCUGGAUCUCAUCUACAGGGACCUGAAGCCGGAGAAUCUGCUCAUCGACCAGCAGGGCUACAUUCAGGUGACAGACUUCGGUUUCGCCAAGCGCGUGAAGGGCCGCACUUGGACCUUAUGUGGGACCCCCGAGUACCUAGCCCCCGAGAUCAUCCUGAGCAAAGGCUACAACAAGGCGGUGGACUGGUGGGCCCUGGGGGUUCUUAUCUAUGAGAUGGCCGCUGGCUACCCGCCCUUCUUCGCAGACCAGCCCAUCCAGAUCUAUGAGAAGAUCGUCUCUGGAAAGGUCCGGUUCCCUUCCCACUUCAGCUCUGACUUGAAGGACCUCCUGCGGAACCUCCUGCAGGUAGAUCUCACCAAGCGCUUUGGCAACCUCAAGAAUGGGGUCAAUGAUAUCAAGAACCACAAGUGGUUUGCCACGACUGACUGGAUCGCCAUCUACCAGAGGAAGGUGGAAGCUCCCUUCAUACCAAAGUUUAAAGGCCCUGGGGAUACAAGUAACUUUGACGACUAUGAAGAAGAAGAAAUCCGGGUCUCCAUCAAUGAGAAGUGUGGCAAGGAGUUUAAUGAGUUUUAGGGGUUUGCCUGUGCCCCCAUGGGUUUUCAUUUCUUUCCUUUUUUUUUUUUUUUUUUUUUUUUUUGGGGGGGGGGGGGGGGGGGGGUUGGAUUGAACAGCCAGAGGGCCCCAGAGUUCCUUGUAUCUAUUUCACCCCCACCCCACCCUCCAGGGUUAGGGGGAGCAGGAAGCCCAGAUAAUCGGAGGGACAGAAACACCAGCUGCUCCCCCUCAUCCCCCUUCGUCCUCCUGCCCCCCUCUCCCAUUUUUCCCUUCCUCCUUCCCCACAGCCCCCUACCCCAGCCCACUUCUGCCUGUUUUAAACGAGUUCCUCAACUCCAGUCAGACCAGGUCUUGCUGGUGUAUCCAGGGACAGGGUGUGGAAAGGGGCUCAAACUCAACUCCAGCCCCCACCCACACCCCCAUCCCACCCAACCACAGGCACCACUUGCUAAGGGCAAAUGAACGAAGCGCCAACUUUCCCUUUGUAGUAAUCCUGCCUGGGAAGGAGAGAUUUUUAGUGACAUGUUUAGUGGGCUGCUUGCUAGAAUUUUUAAAAAACGACUUAAAAUCCUAUUUAAGUUCCACCAGUGCCUCCCUUCCUCCCUUCUCUACUCCCACCCCUCCCAUGUCCCCCCAUUCCCCAAUCCAUUUUAAUGAGAAGCAGACUGACUUUGGAAAGGGAGGCGCUGGGGUUUGAACCUCCCCGCUGAGCUGCUAAUUUCCUCUGGGCCCCUCCCUGGGGGAUCCUCUCUGCCAAUCCUGCGAGGGUCUAGUCCCCUUUAGGAAUCCUCAGCUCUCCUCUUCCCCAACAGACCUGUCUUUACCCUUGGGCUUUGAGAGCCAGACAAAGCAGCUGUCCCUCUCCCUGCCAAAGAGGAGUCAUCCCCCAAAAAGACAAAGGGGGAGCCCCAAGCCCAAGUCUUUCCUCCCAGCAGCAAUUUCCCCCCAACUCCUUAAUUUUAUUCUCCGCUAGAUUUUAAUGUCCAGUUUUCCCUCAGCUCAGUGGGGAGGGCAUACCUGCAAAAGGACACGGAAGAGGCCAAGUGCCCCCACGUCUUGGCCCGGGGUUCAAGGCUAGAGCAGCUGGGGAGGGGCUGCCUGUUUUACUCACCCACCAGCUUCUGCCUCUGCCAUCCUGGGUCCUCCUCCUCCGGCUUAGCUGUCAGCUGUCCAUCACGUCUCCCCCCAGUCUCAUUUGUGCAUUUUUCUCUCUUAAUAGAAAAGUGGGGAGCCCCUUGGGAGCUACCCCGUUCUUCCCCUUAUUUCCCGCUCUCAUAACUUCUCCCCAUCCCAGGAGGAGUUCUCAGGCCUGGGACGGGGCCCCGGGUGGGUUCGGGGGCGAUUCAACCUGUGUGCUGCGAAGGACGAGACUUCCUCUUGAACAGUGUGCUGUUGUAAACAUAUUUGAAAACUAUUACCAAUAAAGUUUUGUU
This is a messenger RNA of Sapajus apella (tufted capuchin), 2471 nucleotides long. It is a transcript of the gene PRKACA, whose product is annotated as protein kinase cAMP-activated catalytic subunit alpha. The record is from RefSeq and is a predicted model, not a curated record. Gene Ontology annotation, biological process: peptidyl-serine phosphorylation. Gene Ontology annotation, molecular function: ATP binding; protein kinase A regulatory subunit binding; cAMP-dependent protein kinase activity. The transcript is spliced from 9 exons. Lineage: Eukaryota; Metazoa; Chordata; Mammalia; Primates; Cebidae. Gene Ontology annotation, cellular component: nucleus; cAMP-dependent protein kinase complex. The coding region runs from base 175 to 1056 and encodes 293 amino acids.